Messenger RNA from Scleropages formosus (Asian bonytongue), 3728 nucleotides. Its product is annotated as B-cell receptor CD22. Gene Ontology annotation, cellular component: recycling endosome; extracellular exosome; external side of plasma membrane. Gene Ontology annotation, molecular function: CD4 receptor binding; sialic acid binding; protein phosphatase binding. The transcript has 17 exons. The record is from RefSeq and is a predicted model, not a curated record. NCBI's taxonomy places the organism in Eukaryota, Metazoa, Chordata, Actinopteri, Osteoglossiformes, Osteoglossidae. The coding region runs from base 65 to 3175 and encodes 1036 amino acids. Gene Ontology annotation, biological process: regulation of B cell proliferation; negative regulation of B cell receptor signaling pathway; B cell activation.
AAGAGAAUAUUAACCUAGUGCAGAUAUGUCCACAUAAAAAGAGAUGCAAAAGAAAAACUGAAACAUGAUUUACCUUCUGAUGACAUUUCUGGGCCUACUCUCUGAUUCCAUGUGUGAAAUAAACGUAACACCUUUAACAAAAAAUCAUCCCGAGGGCUCUUGUGCGCAAAUCAAAUGUUUUAUAUCGUCAAAACUAAUGCAAAGCAAUUCCUGGGACAAUCAAUACCCCAAAAUUAUUUGGUUGAAAAACAGUACCUGGAAUGGAACUAUUAAAGAUUUCAUAGGAACAGUUGUCUACAGCAGUACAGAUGAGCGACCAGUGGCUUUUGAAUUUCAAAACAGGACUUCCUUCAAUAUCCAUGAUUGCACUCUAACAAUCAACAAUUUACAAAAAGGAGACAGUGGAGAUUUCUCUUUAAGGUAUUAUGAUAAUGCUAAAGAUAGAUACAUGAGCACAAAAAAUGCAACUCUUAAUAUUACAGAAAAUCCUUGCAAAGUGAGCGUGCAUGAUCCUGGACCUGUGAAAGAGGGAACUAUAGUAGAACUGAAUUGUUCCACAUUGGCAAACUGUUCAUUUCAACCUAAGUGGGAGCCCUCUGACAUUGCUAGUAUAAUGAAUGACCAACACAGCAAAACCAGCCAGCUGAAAUUCAAUGCCACUUGGGAAAAUGAUGGAAAAACAUGGUCCUGCAGCAACCAAGACAAUAAAGACCCCUGCUUGGUCAGAAAAGUCACCUUUACAGUAAUGUAUUCCCCGAAGGAAACCAAGGCUGAAGGUAAUCCAACAAAUGUGAAGGAAGGAGAAAGUAUAACUCUCACCUGUACUAGCAGAGGGAAUCCAAGUCCCACCUACUCAUGGUUUCACAAGGGAGAAAGUAGAUCCAGCAACAGUCGGUUGCUGUUGCAGGACCUUAAACCUGAAGACAGUGGAGAGGUUUUCUGCAAAGCCCAGAACAAAUAUGGAUAUGUGAAGUCAAAUGUUCUGCAAAUCAAUGUCCAGUAUGCCCCAAAAGAAGUCAAAAUUAUCUCGUCUGGCAUGUUACAGCCACUUCUAGAAGGGGAGAAUUUCACACUCACCUGCAAUGCCAGUAGCAGCAAUCCUCCUGUUCACUCUUAUAUUUGGAAAAAAGAUAACAAUCACAUGCUGAUAAGGCAACAGGAAAAAAUUUUUCCCCACCUUCAGCCAGAAGAUGCAGGCAAAUACACCUGUGAAGCUACUAACAGUGUGGGUUCUAUGGAGUCAUCACCAGUCGAAAUUCGUGUGAAUUAUGGACCAAGAAAUACAAAAGUUGAGGCAAGGUGCCCUCCGUUUGAUGAUUGUCCAGAAAAUCAGGUGAAGUUGGGCCAGCAGUUACAUCUGACAUGUAAGACAGAUGCACAACCUUUGCAGUUGGAGUACACAUGGUACCAAAGGAAUCGUGAGUCAUUUGUCAUGCUCUCAGAGAAAGGCAUUAAUCUUCAAAUGAAGGCAAGCGUGAGCAAUGCAGGGGAAUACAUGUGUUGUGCUGCCAACAGCAUCGCUGCCCAGAACUCCAGCAGUCUCCCCAUCAAUGUGCUCUAUGGCCCCAGUAAACCUGUUCUGGAGAUGAAGAGUCCUGUGACCGAGUUUAACACUCUGAUCAUUAAGUGCUCAGUUGAAAGCUUUCCAUCAUCAACCCUCACCUUGAUAAAAAAAGUCAGGGCCCACUCAGCUGGUGCUCUCGUAAGCUCAUUACUCAGUCAGAUGUCUGAAAAUCACUAUGGUGAGAGCAACAAUGGUGCAAAUCAUCUCGAAGUCGCCAUCAAUGUGUCCUUCAGUGAUGCUGGACACUAUAUCUGUUAUGCCCAUAACUCAGAGGGAGAGGACUUCACUGAGCAGGAGCUUACAGUCAAGUAUGCUCCCAGAAGCACAACGGUAUUGGUGAAACCUGGGACAGUUCUGAAGGAAAAUGAUUACCUGGAGCUUACCUGCACCACUGAAUCCUUCCCACCAGUGUCCAGCACCACUUGGAUCAAGUCAUUCAGAGACAAGAAUUUAACAGUGGGUAAUGAAACAAGCCUGAAAUUCAGAGCCUUGUCUGCAGAAGACAGUGGGAAGUAUAGCUGCCGGGCCGAGAAUGAAGUUGGGGAACAGACCUCUAAAACCACUGAAAUUACAGUCCAGUAUGGCCCAAAGGACACAAAAAUUAUUCACAGUAUGAUCGGCAGAGAUCUGCGGGACAGAGACAAGGCACUGACACUGUCCUGCCUCAGUUACAGCUACCCCAAUAUCACACAUUACUGGUGGUACAAAAUCACAGAAAACACAGUGGAAAAGUUUGUCACUGAAGGACAGAACAUUACAGUUAUGCCUGAGGAAUCGGGGACCUAUUACUGCAUUGCCUUCAGUUCCAUUGCGAACAAACGUUCCAACAUGAUAGAGGUGCCUCCCAUGCGGAGCAUUCUUCAUCUGUUAACUUACAUUGGUGUCUUGGCUGGACUCCUCCUCCUCUUGGGGGUACUUAUUGGGUAUGUGGCUUACAGAAAACAGAAGAGAAAAAUCACCCAGCCAAGUACAGGAAACACAAGCUUGUGUCAUCAUCAUUGCCCAAGCUUUCUGGGUGCGAGGAGUGGCACUCAGGAGCACCUGGUAAUGGAGGGGAUGGGAGAGUUGCACAGAAGCAGGGAGGACCUGCUGGCAGGAUUGACCUUCCCCCAGAACCAGCACACCAAUGGACCCCACCCAGACACUGUACCUCUCUCAACCGCAACCACCAAUGUCCACAUUGUGUACAGUGCAGUGAAGACUUCUGCAAUGGAACAAAGGUCACCGUGCUCUUCCUGGAGAAGCCAAGAUGAAAACACAGAGAUGCACGCUGUGACCUAUACCACCCUGCACUUUCCAAAGAGUGACAGCACACAUAGCACGAAUGCCACUGACUCAAAGACACUGGACUGGAUCUACGCUAAAGUGUCAAAGCCACAGUGCCACAUGGAGCAGAAUGGGACACAAGACUAUGAGAACGUGAAGGGCUUGAAUUUGAAGCAGACGAGCACAGAUACAGACACAAGUGAGGAUGACCAAGAAGUCAACUAUUCAGUCAUUUCCAUCAAGCAAAAUGCCAAUUACAAGGUCCAACAACACCAGUUCUCAGAUGUCAGUUCCAGUUCAGAUGAGGAAGACGAUGCAACACAGUACUCUGAUGUCAAGAUCUGAAUGAAAUUCAUAUCGUAUUUUUUCCAUGAUAAAUCUUGAAAGCGUUUCACACAUGCAUGGGCCAUGAGAGAACUAAGGAGGAAAAAAAUGUUUUCUUCAUCUUUGGCCUCUGAUGCCCAGUAACUAAUAUAUCUGUUUGAUUCAGUAUAGCCUACUUCUGCAUCUAUGAAAGCCUUGGGGCUUAAAAUAUGAUAUUGACCUCUGCUUAGGAUCUUGAUGGCAUGUACUCUGGAGCAUAAUGACUGUUGCUGUAAAUUCCGUUUACAAGGUCAGAGGAGUUUUCCACACACAGUCUACUUCCCCUUGAAACACAUUACCCUGAUUCGAAGGUUCAGCCUUUGCUGUUCCUUUCCUCACAUUGACUGAUAAUUUACUGCCUUCUGUUAGUUCCUUAUUUCAUUAGCAGCUCUGCCUCUUUUUACUUCUCAUUUUUAGUGUUGCAGAUUUAUUUUUUUAAUGAUAAAUUUCACAGGAACUACUAUAACAAAAAGGGGGGGCAUGGCGGCAUGGUGGCACAGUGGCAGGGAGGGCUUGGCUAGGUCCUGCUCUCUGG